UCUACAUUACGUUUUCAAGCUUUACCCUUUUCUCCUUCUUCAAUCAACCAAACGCCAAUCUGUACUAACAACCAUAUAUACAUAUCCGUAUAUAUCUGCAAUUCAUUCCCAAUCUUACCUCCUACUUCCCCCGUCUUCACAGAUCUUGUCUGGUUGUGUUUUACACAUACCUGCUUUAAAUGCUACCAUUUUCAGCAACAGAUUCAUCUGUAAUUACAUAUUUCAUAGAGGAAUUCUUCAACAAAUGCUGAACUUUAGCAGAUCAAGAGCUCAACCCAGGCCAAAUCGAUCCCAUCCUUUGGGAGGCAUGGAUUAUGCUGACCCAAAGAAGAAGAGUGGUGUUGUAGGAAAGAUUCUUUUGGCUGCAGGCCUUACUGCAUUAUGCAUUCUUAUGCUCAAACAAUCCCCAUCUUUCAACACCCCUACUGCAUUCUCUCGUCAUGAAGUGGGCAUUACUCAUGUCUUAGUAACGGGAGGUGCUGGCUAUAUCGGUUCUCAUGCGGCACUACGCCUUCUAAAAGACUCCUACCGUGUGACUAUAGUGGAUAAUCUUUCCCGUGGAAACAUAGGUGCUGUCAAAGUUCUUCAAGACCUGUUCCCAGAACCUGGGAGACUUCAAUUUAUAUAUGCCGAUUUGGGAGAUUCGAAAUCCGUUCACAAAAUAUUUUCUGAAAAUGCGUUUGAUGCAGUGAUGCAUUUUGCUGCAGUCGCAUACGUUGGGGAGAGUACCCUUUAUCCCCUAAAGUAUUAUCACAAUAUCACAUCAAAUACGCUUGGCGUAUUGGAGGCCAUGGCGGCACACAAUGUCAAUACACUUAUAUAUUCUAGUACAUGUGCAACAUAUGGAGAACCCGAGAAGAUGCCCAUUACAGAAGAAACUCCUCAGAUUCCGAUCAAUCCUUAUGGAAAAGCUAAGAAGAUGGCAGAAGAUAUUAUCCUGGAUUUUCAUAAAAACUCAGACAUGGCGGUCAUGAUUCUAAGAUACUUCAACGUGAUUGGUUCCGAUCCAGAGGGAAGGUUAGGGGAAGCACCAAGGGCCGAACUACGUGAACAUGGAAGAAUAUCAGGUGCAUGCUUUGAUGCAGCCCAUGGAAUCACAAAUGGGCUCAAGGUUCGAGGAACGGACUAUAAAACCCCAGAUGGGACUUGCAUACGGGACUACAUUGACGUCACUGAUCUAGUCGAUGCUCAUGUUAAAGCCCUUGACAAAGCAAAACCCGGGCAUGUUGGAAUCUACAACGUUGGUACAGGAAAAGGUAGAUCGGUUAAAGAAUUUGUGGAAGCUUGUAAAAAGGCAACCGGUGCACCCAUCAAAGUAGACUUUCUCCCGCGCCGGCCCGGUGACUAUGCCGAAGUGUUCAGUGACCGAUCCAAGAUUCUCCGUGAGCUCAACUGGUCUGCACAAUACACCGAUCUUGAGAAGAGUUUGCGGGUGGCAUGGAGAUGGCAAAAGUCGCAUCCUAACGGCUACGGUUCCUCAACGGCUUCCAUCUGAUGGAGAUUCGGCCCGGAUUACAUGAUUUGGAAAAUAGGG
This is a messenger RNA of Cynara cardunculus var. scolymus (artichoke), 1534 nucleotides long. RefSeq names its product probable UDP-arabinose 4-epimerase 3. The coding region runs from base 245 to 1495 and encodes 416 amino acids. NCBI's taxonomy places the organism in Eukaryota, Viridiplantae, Streptophyta, Magnoliopsida, Asterales, Asteraceae. The record is from RefSeq and is a predicted model, not a curated record. Gene Ontology annotation, biological process: beta-D-galactose catabolic process via UDP-galactose, Leloir pathway. Gene Ontology annotation, cellular component: cytosol. The transcript has 11 exons. Gene Ontology annotation, molecular function: UDP-glucose 4-epimerase activity.